AUGAUUUAAUUUCUGCACUCGGAACCGGAAAUUAAGACGGCGAGACUGAUUCGAACAGUGCAUUCAAGAUCCAAUUCAAGGCAAUGUUCAUCGACACGUCGUUGAACACGGUGCCAACAGUACUUGCAAACCUGUAUCAGAGCUUUCACGAAGCGGCGGUGAGAUGCUUUGAGUACAAUCGGAAUCUGAGCAAGGUUAGGCCAACGCAUUGUCGACUCCUUAUCAAGACGGUAGAAGGGAUAGUUGCACUGGCGUGCGUGAUGCUACAGCGACGAAGUCGCAACAAGGCGUCCCAAAACGUGGAGAGGCUCCGAAGUCUCAUAACGCGGAAGCAAAUUCAGUGGCUGGCCUUUAGGGCUUUCAACGCUGUGUUUCAGCGGAGACAGACACAGCACCGUGUCCUAUUAGCGUGGCUGGCCCAGUCGUUGGCGGCUGUCCGCCCACCAGCCAACACUGAAAGGUGCAUGCUCGAGGACGCCAUCACUUGGCAUCGUACUGGUUAAAUGGUCGCUCUAGUACCUGUAUGGAAAACGUGCAAGUUCUACAAAAACUUGACCCGGCAAUGACGGAGGAGGAGGGUGGUGGACCUGGCGGUGGUAACUUGAAAGUGGUAAGGGGAGGCUGGGAGGGUGUAAUCAUCUUGCAGGAACACAAACCUGCCUCGGAGGGACUUGGACUUGGACUUGGACUUGGACUUGGACUCGAGCUGGAGUGGGAUGGAUAGAUCAUGGCACACCUAGCCGGUGAUCGAGAUGAGCUGCAGAAAAUCACC
Aaosphaeria arxii CBS 175.79 is the source of this 772-nucleotide messenger RNA. RefSeq lists its product as uncharacterized. Gene Ontology annotation, biological process: telomere maintenance via telomerase. Lineage: Eukaryota; Fungi; Ascomycota; Dothideomycetes; Pleosporales. The coding region runs from base 84 to 503 and encodes 139 amino acids. The transcript has 3 exons. The record is from RefSeq and is a predicted model, not a curated record. Gene Ontology annotation, molecular function: telomeric repeat DNA binding; telomerase RNA binding. Gene Ontology annotation, cellular component: telomerase catalytic core complex.